This is a messenger RNA of Humulus lupulus (European hop), 1118 nucleotides long. Its product is annotated as 3-ketoacyl CoA thiolase 1, peroxisomal-like. Bases 484 to 822 code for a protein of 112 amino acids. Gene Ontology annotation, molecular function: acetyl-CoA C-acyltransferase activity. NCBI's taxonomy places the organism in Eukaryota, Viridiplantae, Streptophyta, Magnoliopsida, Rosales, Cannabaceae. The transcript is spliced from 6 exons. The record is from RefSeq and is a predicted model, not a curated record. Gene Ontology annotation, biological process: phenylacetate catabolic process; fatty acid beta-oxidation. Gene Ontology annotation, cellular component: peroxisome.
GCAAUUGUUGUCUACUACUUUGAAAUAAUUUGGGGUUUAAUUAUGGAUUUAUCUUACAUUUCGUGUCUACUGGUUUUAAAUGUUUUGAACUUUUCACUUUUUUCUUUUUAUAUACGUGUAUUUGUUUCUAUGUUUGAUUAUCGUGGAAGUUUUUUACAGUAGCUUCUUGGUAUUAUCAGUGAUGCAAUCAUAAUUUGGAGCACUAACUUUUUGGGGAAAAAUUUAUUCCUUUUUUAUUUUUUCACUUAUUUUGUUAAGCUUGGAUUUAUUGGUAAUAUUUUAUUUGAGCUUACUUCAAUUUAUAUGACUUUGUGUUUAUAUCAGGUAUGAAACUUUUCAAUUUGGUUAUGAUGAACAAGGUAUCGAUCUAGUUGCAGAAGGUUCAUAUGGGGCGCAAUUGAAGCAGAGAGAGGAAAUCUAUGUCAUGACUCAUGAUUGUCCAAUACAUAAUUUGGGGCAAAGUGAAAUAUAUACAAAUAUAUAAUGAUGAAGACAACCCUUGAUGUGGUAGCAGGUUCAAUCAGGGCUUACCAGACUCCAAUUUCCAAAGCUAAGCGAGGAGGGUAUAAGGAUACUCUAGUUGAUGAUUUACUUGUAGUUGUUUUAAAGGCCAUGAUAGAGAAAACAAAUCUGGACCCAAGUGAAGUUGGGGAUAUAGUUGUUGGUACUGUUUUGCCACCUGGUUCACAAAGAGCGACAGAGUGCAGAAUGGCAGCAAUCUAUGCUGGUUUUCCUGGAAAAGAAAAUCUCUAUUUCACCAUUGAAGAUCUGCCCCUACUUGCUUCUCUUCUGGUCAUCUUGAGUGUCUCUAGUCAUCUCUAAAGUUCUUGGUCAACUAUGUCUCAUAGUCUACUCUAUUGGAAGGGUAAGUUCUCCAUUCUUUUUGUCCUCUGCUAUACUUUAAUGCCCUGAAUGUUGAUAUUUUUGUAUUGUGCAAAUGAGGUUCACCAUUAUUUUCAGUUUACUUUUGGCAACAGUGCUAGCUAAAUUAUUUUUAUUUUUCUGAAAUGAUUUUUUGAGAUAGUGUUUCACAGUACAGAUUGAAGAUAAAAACUGAAAGCUUUUGUGAUAGUUUACCAUAUACAGAUUUAUGAUCUAUUAGUUUAAGUUUUCGAGUC